Messenger RNA from Astrephomene gubernaculifera, 432 nucleotides. NCBI's taxonomy places the organism in Eukaryota, Viridiplantae, Chlorophyta, Chlorophyceae, Chlamydomonadales, Astrephomenaceae. The record is from the annotation of a GenBank genome assembly.
GUUGACGAGGACGGCGGCGACAAUGAGCGCUCCGCGUCGGCUGACGCUAGUCGCAGCAGCGGUGGCGCCACAGCCACGAUCUGCCAUGUGACUUCGGUCUGGGAGCCGCUUUGGUCCGCUGCAGGAGGCGCCACGAGCUCAGCCUCCGACCGCAACGGACCCCCCAACACCACCUUCAACACCGCCGCGCCUGCCGCCACCGCCGCCGACGGCGCCAUCGACCCAAGCCCUCUCCAACUUCGCGUGCAAGACCCUGGCCGUGGCUACACCGCAGCCGCCUCCGCCGCCACCGUCGCACUCGCAAACCUAACGCAGCGCUCCAAGGACGCGCUGCUGGCGGCGCUAGCCGGCGGCGGCGCAGGUCUCCUGGCGGCCCAAGACGCCCUCCACGCCGCCGCUACCGAGCUUCUCAACAUGCAGCUCACGCCAAAC